UCGUAAAAGCGUAGGGGUGCAGUUUGGUUGGAAAAGGAUUUGUUAUCCUUGUUAUCCUUGGGAAGGAAAGUGGGAUGGCGGUUGCUCCGGCCACAGUCCAGCGCUAUGCGGACAAAUUAAAAUGGGGGGCAAGCAGAAAAAGAAACAACGGCCCAAUAGCAGCAGCAGCUGGCGGAGCGCGUAAGCCUCCGCUGCCUCCUAUAUUCAUAUCGACAAACCCAUCUCACAUAAAACUACACGAACUCAGAGACCUCUACAGCUCCUCCAAUAUCUCAUGCCAUCGUUUCCCCAAUGUGGAUUCCGACGGCCGUGUUGAGCCCGUCGACAUCCACAAGCUCCGGAUUGCUCUCCGCCACAGUUCCGUUGUCGUCUCCGUCUUCUGCAGACCUUACGAUAACGAUGAUUGUGCCGCCAAAUCAUCCCCCAUGAUGGGGCUGGGAGAUAUACUUCGGCGGGCGAUCCCGAUGACGCCAUCCAAUGGCCAGUUGGUGGGCUUUGGCCGAGCCGUUUCUGAUCAAGGAUUGACGGCCUCAAUCUACGACAUUAUGGUUAUGCCUUCACUGCGGAGAAUGGGAAUUGGCAGAAUGAUAGUUAAGAGGAUCGUAAGAAUACUCACAAGUAGAGACAUUUUUGAUAUAGCGGCCCUCUGUGCAGAGAAUGAGAGGCUGUUCUUCCAAGCAUGUGGGUUUGGAGAUGACAUCCUGGGCUCCACCACAAUGAUGUAUACAAGGAUGGUUUCAAGCUACCCGGCAAGUGAUCAGAUGGUCAAAUGUGCUGGCCGUAGGGUGUUGCUAGCUCCGUCAUUGAGGCAGCCCUUUGCAAGUUAAAUACCAAAAUUGUCAGUUGUAGCUGCACCAUAUCUUGUUCAGUUGAAGCAUUUUUAUGCAAACAUGGGAUGCUUAUCAGCUAAGAAUGGGGUUUGGAUUUUGAUGUCCUAUGUAACAGAAAAAACCAGUACUAAAAUCAAACAAUGUUGUAGAAAGGAAGAAGGAAGCAAUAGAUGAACAGGGAAAGUUGAAUGGGAAGAGAAGGAAUAAAGAAGGAAGCAGAAAACUAGAUUGUACCAGAAUUGGAAUCUGUGAAUAUUUUAGAUGUUGUUGUACUGUAAACAUUUGUAUUAGUUGUUGAAGCCUAGAAUUUGCAUGCA
Molecule: messenger RNA, 1147 nt
Organism: Vitis riparia (riverbank grape)
Lineage: Eukaryota; Viridiplantae; Streptophyta; Magnoliopsida; Vitales; Vitaceae
Exons: 4
Coding region: 75-827 (250 amino acids)
Biological process (GO): UDP-N-acetylglucosamine biosynthetic process
Cellular component (GO): Golgi apparatus; endoplasmic reticulum-Golgi intermediate compartment; endoplasmic reticulum
Molecular function (GO): glucosamine 6-phosphate N-acetyltransferase activity; monosaccharide binding
Source: RefSeq, a predicted model, not a curated record